UGUAAGGUAGCUUUCGGAAGAAGUCGUGAAUUGAUAUCUUGUGCUUUAGGGCCACAUAACGGCUCCACCGCCUAGCUCUUCGUUUAUCGAAGGUCCUCAUUUGGAAACUCUGCACUUGUCCGAAGUGACGGUGAACCCUCCAAAUGUGAAGGUGGGCCCGGAGGAUUUCGAAUUGCUACGGGUUUUGGGCAAGGGUGGCUAUGGCAAGGUGUUCCAGGUGCGUAAGAUCACCGGAAACGACGCGAACAAGAUUUUCGCGAUGAAAGUGUUGAAAAAGGCGACCAUCGUCCGUAACCAGAAGGACACGGCCCAUACGAAGGCGGAACGUAAUAUUCUGGAAGCGGUGAAGAGCCCGUUCAUCGUCGACCUGAUGUAUGCCUUUCAAACUGGUGGUAAACUCUAUUUGAUCCUUGAGUAUCUGAGCGGCGGAGAACUGUUUAUGUACCUGGAACGCGAGGGGAUCUUCAUGGAAGACACAGCGUGCUUCUACUUGUCAGAGAUCAUCUGUGCACUCGCGCACCUUCAUCGCGGCGGCAUCAUUUAUCGUGAUCUUAAGCCGGAAAACAUUCUCCUGGAUUCGAAGGGUCACGUGAAACUAACUGAUUUUGGUCUGUGCAAGGAGUCGAUCGAGGGUGACGCGAUGACCCAUACGUUUUGUGGCACCAUCGAGUACAUGGCACCGGAAAUACUUAUGCGAACCGGUCACGGAAAGGCGGUCGACUGGUGGAGUCUCGGUGCUCUUAUGUACGACAUGCUGACUGGCGGGCCUCCAUUUACGGCUGAAAAUCGCAAGAAAACGAUUGACAAAAUAUUGAAAGGAAAAUUGUCGUUGCCUCCAUACCUAAGCAUUGAAGCUCGGGAUCUUAUAAAAAAGCUUUUGAAACGUCACGUACAAAGUCGUCUUGGCGCAGGACCGGAAGACGCUGAGCCCAUUAAGAGUCAUCCGUUUUUCCGGAACCUUAUUUGGGACGCGGUUCAGGCUCGAUCCUUGGAACCUCCUUUCAAGCCAAAUAUCGUUUCUGACGAGGAUGCCAGCCUGUUCGAUACCAGAUUCACAAAGAUGACCCCUGUUGACAGUCCAUGUGAUUAUUCGCUGUCGCGAAGUGCAAAUCUAGUCUUCGAAGGCUUUACGUACGUCGCCCCUUCCGUCUUAAACGAACUCCAUAAACCGAAAUUAGUAAAAGCAAUUUCACCUAGAAAAGUCAGACUUUUAAGCGACGAAUUUUCAAAGGCGUCCGAAACCGAGGCAGAAUAUCCUGAGGCAAUGGACGUCAUUUCCGCUGAACAGAAGUAUGCUUUUAUUUCUGUUAUUCUGUGA
Messenger RNA from Soboliphyme baturini, 1318 nucleotides. The record is from the annotation of a GenBank genome assembly. NCBI's taxonomy places the organism in Eukaryota, Metazoa, Nematoda, Enoplea, Dioctophymatida, Soboliphymatidae.